AUGUUUCAGAUGCCGGCAUUGCUACAUUGUAGCAACGGUCAGAAGGAAGGUCAAUACGUGCCCGACAACAGUGGACAAUAUAGAACUGAUGGUGCAGGUUCAUACACACAAGACGGCAGUGGACAAUACAUAUCUGACGCUUCAGGUUCUUACUCACCAGACGGCAGUGGCGCGUAUCGACCAGACGAUUCAGGCUCUUAUCGCAGAGGCCCAGAAGGUCAAUACAAUCCAGACGGAUCAGGUCAAUACAUUCCCGAUGACCGAGGAAGAUAUAUUCACAUUGAAGGGCCGUCAAACAACUUCAUGGGACCAACAGGAGGAUUUGGUGGAGUCGGAGGCUUCGGCGGUGUAGGCGGUUUCGGCGGAUUCGGAGGUAGAGGACCAGGAGGACCCGGCGGACCCGGCGGACCACCAGGACCACCCGGCCCACCUGGCCCACCAGGCCCACCUGGACCACCAGGACCACCUGGUCGUUACCGUCCUGGCCCACCAGGACCACCAGGACCACCAGGACCACCUGGAAGAGGACCACCACCAAAAUUAGUUGUUGACGCUUAUGUUUCGAAAUAUUUGCCUCCAAAGCAGACGAAGGAAUAUUUGCCACCAAAGUCAGCACCUAAAGCAGCCCCAAAACCAGCACCAAAGGCAGCACCUAAACCAGCACCAAAGGCAGCUCCAAAGCCAGCCCCUGUUAUAGCUAAGAAAUCAGACAGAGAAUAUUUGCCACCAGCACCAACUAGAGCAGCACCCCCUAAGCCUAAAGCAGCACCCCCUAAACCAAAAGCAGCGCCUCCAAAGCCAAAGGCAGCCCCUCCAAAGCCAGUUGUAAAGGCAGAAAAGGAAUACUUGCCACCCAAGCCUAAAGCAGCGCCACCCAAGCCUAAAGCAGCACCUCCCAAGCCUAAAGCAGCACCACCCAAGCCUAAAGCAACACCAACGAAACCAGCACCUAGAAAAGCACCGCCAGUGUCAACACCUGCUCCAACGUAUCUUCCUUCAUCAUAG
This is a messenger RNA of Clunio marinus, 1005 nucleotides long. The record is from the annotation of a GenBank genome assembly. Lineage: Eukaryota; Metazoa; Arthropoda; Insecta; Diptera; Chironomidae.